AUGGAGUUUGACGGUACCCUAAUGCAAUGUGACGGGGAUACCGGAGGGUUCCCUUAUCGAUCUUGCACAUGCACAUACGAUCCCCUUAACUGCGACUCGAAUGGAGUUUCUGCUGGUGCCAGUGGAUCCGCUAUCGCUGUUAGUGAAUCCUCUACCGGUGCUAGUGGAUCUUCUGCUACGUGUGGAUCCUCCAGUUCGAGUACCUCUCCUGAUACAGCAGCAUCUGGCAGUAACUGCUCAAACUCAUCCGACAUCCAAGUACUCCAAUACGCCUCAGCCAUCCAGGCCUACAGUUAUGUCUUCUACUCAUCCAUACCUUUGAACCAAACCUUUUUCUCCAAUGCCCCAAAUAGCUCCAAUGCAAACUACGCCAUCAACUUCCAGGGUAUGGAGCAACAAAACCGCCUAGGCGCACUUUUGCUCGAGGACUUCGGCUCCAAUUUUGAGGGGUUCCAGGCUCCUAAAUGCCGCUGGAAAGUAGUUAGCCCGUCAAAUGGUACGGCUUUCUUGGAAGACGCCCUUUAUAUAGAAACCACUGUGACGGGUGCUUUGCUCGGGUUGACUGGAUACACCCUGACAGCUGAAAUUGCGGAAAUCAUCAACUGGCUUGCUGUUCAGCAUGGUGCCCAUGCCGCAUAUAUUACAAGCUUCACCGAGGCUAUCGUCUUCCCGACGUCAAGAAAUCUUUCGUCACUCCCUCCAAUUCUUCCGCCUAAUUAUGUUCUCGGCACCAGAGAUGAGACCUUCAUGCUGGGCCAGCUCUUGGGAGGCUGUGUGACUGCACCAAAGGGUCCAUGUAGUUAA
Molecule: messenger RNA, 804 nt
Organism: Penicillium pulvis
Lineage: Eukaryota; Fungi; Ascomycota; Eurotiomycetes; Eurotiales; Aspergillaceae
Exons: 1
Coding region: 1-804 (267 amino acids)
Source: RefSeq, a predicted model, not a curated record